Messenger RNA from Oryzias melastigma (Indian medaka), 3930 nucleotides. RefSeq names its product creb3 regulatory factor (gene crebrf). Gene Ontology annotation, biological process: response to unfolded protein; regulation of transcription by RNA polymerase II. The record is from RefSeq and is a predicted model, not a curated record. Bases 427 to 2577 code for a protein of 716 amino acids. The transcript is spliced from 10 exons. Gene Ontology annotation, cellular component: nucleus. Gene Ontology annotation, molecular function: DNA-binding transcription factor activity, RNA polymerase II-specific; RNA polymerase II transcription regulatory region sequence-specific DNA binding. Lineage: Eukaryota; Metazoa; Chordata; Actinopteri; Beloniformes; Adrianichthyidae.
UGGUCUGGUAGUCACGCGUUUUCCAGAAACCCGUCAGGAAGGAGAAAAACAAAACAAACCCGAGAGCUGUAACAGCGUGAGGACACCAUUCCACAGGAAACCGUGUUUAUUUCCAAGAGAGGAAGCUCCACGAGGUCCAACGUUAAGACAGACGUAUGCGUGGGUGCCUUACAAUUCUGAAGCAUACAGAGAAAACGACACCAGACCACAAGAGACCCGACCAGGUUGGGCCACCUUAAUCACCCUCUCCCUCUCCCCCCCUUCCCUCCACCAUCGCAGACUGCAUUGACAAGCACUCUGUGGUCGCCCCCCCCAACUCCACUCCUCAGCAGUAAUUCGCUGUGCUGAUCAGACAACCUCACACCGCUGGGACUGGACAGGAGACCCAGAGGUUCCCAAAGCUGGAGCUCUAAGCGGUGCCUGGCAAUGCCUCAGCCCAGUGUCAGUGGGAUGGAGCCUCCCUUUGGGGACGCCUUUCAGAACUACUCCUUUGCUGACCAGGCUUUGACCAGUACUGAGCUGCUGGCGACCAGCUCUGACCCAGAUUUCAUGUAUGAGCUGGACAGAGAUAUGACCCACCGGCAGAGUCCCUGCGGGGACAGCAUUGUGGGGCUUGGGGACGGAGGCAAGGAGGUGGAAGGAGGUGUUGAUCAGUUCAUGGGUCUGGGAGACUGUGAGACAGUCUGCAGCAGCUCAGCGUUCGAACAGUGGGACUCGUACUGGGAAGAUCUCACCAGAUACACACGGCUGGCCAGCUGUGAUAUCUGGGGAACCAAAGAGGUGGAUUUCCUCGGACUGGACGACUUCUCCAGUCCCUACCAGGAUGAGGAAGUGGUUAGCCGGACGCCAACCUUGGCUCAGCUCAACAGUGAGGAUUCCCUGCCUGUCUGUGAGACUCUCUACCCGCCCAUUGACCUGAACCUGCCUGCGCCGCAGACUCAGCCCCCCCAACUCCCCUCUCACAGUAAGAGGCUCCUGGUUCCGAACCAGGGAUCCGGUUCUGUGUGGCCUUCCCCAAGCGCCUCUUCCCGUCCGUCUCGCAGCCGUCCUCCAGACUUUCCCGAAGGCUCCCAAAAGGCAACCAGACCUGUUCCUUCCAGCACCGAGACUAUGGCAAAGGCCCAGAACUAUCUUAGUCUCACCCAGGACCAUAGCCAGACUCCAGGCAAGCCUGCGGGGAGAGGAGCAAAGAUGGCUGCCCUGGGUUCUCACGGAACUGACUUUGUCCGGAAGGCUAAAGUACGAGUGAGUUCUGUUUACAGAGCUCAAGCUGACUUGCCUUCCCAAACAGAUUUUAAGGGGUCGGAGCCACCUCUACCCCACAGCCAGCCCCAGGAGGAGAAAGCUUCCACUUCCACCUUGGUUGGACUUCCUGUUGCCGCUGCUGCUGCCAGCAGCUCUGCCAGCACAGCAAGCUUUGAGAAGAAAACAGAGGGCAUCGUGAAGAGGGAGAUCCCAGGAGGAUGCUCCGCCUCACUGCCUCAGCUAGUGGAAGCAAACCCGGCUCUGAAGAGCAGCAACUCCGGGCCGACCAGCCGGGAGGGCGUGGCAGGAGCCAGUGGUGAAGGUGGCGUCCUGGGGGUCGCAGACCCCGAACAGGGCAAGGAGGAGGAGCACAAUUAUUCUCUGUUCCUGACUCGCAGUGGACUUGCAGGCAGAGGCCACUCCCAGCUGGAGGAGGAUGAGGACGAGGAGGACGAGGAUGAAGGAGAGGAAGAUGAAGGGGACGGGCUGGAGUUGGACGACGAAGACCACGAUGAGGGUUUUGGCAGCGAGCACGAGCUGUCUGAGAAUGAUGAUGAGGAGGAGGAAGAGGAGGACGAAGACUAUGAGGCCGACAAGGAUGAUGACAUGAGCGAUGCCUUCUCUGAGCCAGGCUGUGACAUCGAGCUAAUGGACGACAUUAAAGGCCUGACAGCUGGAGUCUCAAGUCGCAAGAGAGGCAAACGGCGCUACUUCUGGGAGUAUAGCGAGCAACUCACGCCCUCCAAACAGGAGCGCUUACUCAAGCCGUCUGAGUGGGACAGACACACGUUGCCAAGCAACCUGUAUCAGAAGAACGGCCCUCUGCAUGGAAAAUACAUGCUGAAGAAGUCUCGGCGCACUGAUGUGGAGGACCUGACUCCCAAUCCACGCAAACUUCUGCAGAUCGGCACUGAGCUCCGCAAACUGAACAAGGUGAUCAGCGACCUGACUCCGGUCAGUGAGCUGCCGCUGACGGCGCGACCACGCUCUCGCAAGGAGAAGAACAAGCUGGCGUCCAGGGCUUGUCGUUUAAAAAAGAAAGCUCAGUACGAAGCAAACAAAGUGAAGCUUUGGGGACUCAGUACGGAAUAUGAUCGGCUACUGUUUGUGAUCAAUGCCAUCAAGGAAGAGAUAAUGGUACGAGUCGAGGAUUCUUCUCCACGUUCAACCAACAUGACAGAGACUCUGGAGCAGCUCAUCCAGGAGACACUCGUGCCAUCACCUGUUGCUGGGCAGACUUCAGAAUUCGUCAAUAAGAUCUUGGAGAACACAAGCCGCGGUGAUCCCACUGGCGGUCUGGUCGGCCUGCGAGUCCCCACCUCCAAAAACUAGACAAACAGCCGUCCUGGGAGAGAAGCGGACCGAGAAUUUUCCACCUUGCUGUCUCAUUGUAACUAUGCCCCUCUCUGCAUGCCCCUCCAACCCAGACUGCAUACACAGUGUAUGACACACAAACACACACCGAUCCUUAUGUGUAUGUCUGAGCGCUUGUUUUCACCAUGCACCUGUACGGCACGCCCAAGCUUUCAGGCUCUGCAUGCAGAGACGGAACAUCAUCAUCAUCAUCUCCCGAGUCAUGGUGGCCACUUGUCGGGAGAAGUUCAUCAAAAAGCAAGUGACGGCUGGGUAGACGAGGAUUGCUGCGCCCUUAAAACCACUGGUGAUGAGUGUUUAACAUGUGUUGGAGGACGGAGACGGACAUGAGUGCAACCGCUGGAAUAUUUUCACGGAAACCAACAGACCCUAACAAAAGGUCGAAGAAGCUCCAGCUUUUAUGAAGAGGUUCGCCCUACAAAAAGCAACAAACGGAAAACUAAAGACUGAAGAAUUCCAGGAUGUUUAAUUGACUCAUUCACUAAAGCACUUUGACCAUAGAAAAUAGUUCUGGUAGUUGCAAAGAAAAAUGCAGGGUGGUAGCAAAUGUUUUUGUACUGAAGGCUUAAAUACGUUCAUGCCAUCACCUGUUUGCCAAUCAGCUUUGCUACUGUAAGAAUAGUUGACACGAAAAGAAAAUCAGUAGCAGCUGAACGUGAUCAGUUGGGAUUAAACGACAGCCAUCCUGCGCACGCAGAGCUCGUGGCGGGCAGCUCUGCGGCUGCUUUUCGACAAUGUUACCUUAAACAGGAGCGUGUGGGUUAACCACGUGUUGAGGAAGAGCAUGUAGCAUGGUGCUUUCUGGCCUUGUGUGGACCGUAACUGGACUGGGCAAAAAAACGACAAAAAAGAAAAAGACGGGCAUUUGGCCAGUAUGGGGACUGCGAGGAAGAUGAUAGCGGUGACAUAAACGGCAAUCCAUCUCCUCCAGGAAAAGGUUUCCCAGGCACCGCCGCUCCCCCCCAUUUUUUUGUACAGUGGAGGUGACCAGACAGUUUGGUGUGUUCAUACUAGUUUUCGAUCAGAGUUCUAUUCAUUGUGCCUUGUGUAUGUAUGUGUGUGUGAGAGUCUCUGUCAAUCUGACUGUGUGUGUGCGUGUGAGAGAAAAGGGCUGAACAGGAAGUGCAGAUAUGUUGGAGCCCCUUGAGGUCCAGCUCAGGCGAGGAGAUAGCUCGUGAAUGCGAGGAGGGACACACUUUUGUGCGCUUUGGUGUGUGUUUCCGUCGUCUAAAGAUAUUCUGAAUGUACAUAAACAAAUGGAAGCUCUUGUUGCGCGAUGCCACAGAGUCAGUGUAUAUAGGAGGGCUCUGC